Messenger RNA from Dunckerocampus dactyliophorus (ringed pipefish), 9317 nucleotides. It is a transcript of the gene tmem265, whose product is annotated as transmembrane protein 265. The record is from RefSeq and is a predicted model, not a curated record. The transcript has 2 exons. The coding region runs from base 6603 to 7652 and encodes 349 amino acids. NCBI's taxonomy places the organism in Eukaryota, Metazoa, Chordata, Actinopteri, Syngnathiformes, Syngnathidae.
CGUUGAGGAGCACGUAACCUGCUUACAAAUGAACAACGUACCCAGCCAAACUCGCACACGCUCUGCACGCCACUUUCGGAGGCGUUGCGCAUCACCGCCGCCGCGCGCUUCCGCUCCACUUGGAACCCUCCUCGGAGCCACGACCGGAGCCCAAGCCGAGCCGAAGCAACAGCGGAUGCUCUCCGGUUGGCGAGACGACACUGCGGCGAGCUGAUCGAAUCGAAUCAGCCUUCCUCCUCCUCCUCUUUCCAUCUGCGAUGCCACAUCUGCACCGGAGGAUGCAUUGCUUCUCUCGUUUUGUUGUUAUUGUUGCGAUAAACUCGCCUCCGCUCCUUUCACCAUGGUGAAGCACCACAUGCAGUCCGGACCGUGAGACUUCAUCAGCGGCUUAUCAGCAGCAAUAAAAAAGCCACUUUAUUGGUCACAGACAGCCUCUACUUCCUGUAAAUCAAGCCUGGAGCAUCAUCGAAGCACCCGGGUGCAAAGACGAAUGGUUCUGAAAACGUAGGACAUGGAGAUGAAGAUUGGGUGCCUUCAAAUCACAGACUGGUAAGUGUAAAUUACUUUUAAAUCAGCUUCUUAACUAAUUCAAUCCCAGCCAUUUUUAAAAAGACAACCCCUUCAAUGAUGGCCAUUUUAGACCAUUUUGACUGAUCUUUCCAGGCACACAGAAUAUUGUGUUGUAUGGUUAUACAAACAUGGAACCUACCAAAAGAAACAUUAGACUGCCGUCUUUCCUCAGAAAAAACACGUUUGUUUCUACCUUUUUGUGUUCUUUAGUAAUCAGCAGUAGAACAUAGGUAGGUUUCAGGAAAAUAUCAGUUCCCAACUAAAAAAGGAAGAAAAACAGCUUUUUGUGAAAAGAUACAUUUCAAGCAUAACUUUUACUUUGACACAAAUUUUUCUUCUCAAAUAUUUAAAACAACUAUACCAAAAUAAACAACACAAAAUGGGUUGUUUCACAUCAAAUGUAACAAUUGAUUUACAGAUAUAACACCAUGAACUAUUUACAAUUUUCACAUUUGGAACUGAACUGUAUGUGUGCAUGUCUGUGCAUGCAUGUGCAUGUGUGCAUUAAGAUUUCCCUACAAUGUGUAAGCUUCUGCACGCUACAGUCCUCCUUGCUGUCAUGUAUGCUUUUUCCAUUCAAAUUCACAUGCCAACUCUUAGUAAAUGCACUUAAGCCACCUCAUGGCCGUUUUCAUGGCUUAAAACUGCUCUCAAAGUGACAGCCAUUUGUGUGCAGUUGGGUCAUCACCUAUUUUUGCCUCUCGUGCAAAAAAAAAAACAUAAAAGACGGGUAAAUACAUAUUUGGGAUCGGGCAUUCGGGUUAAGUAUACAUGCAUCUUUGGUACUGAAUGAGUUAUUAAGCAUAAGGGGGUUUUUAUAGCAUGAUUUAUGAUAUAUUUAAUCACCGCUGCCGCCCCCACAGUAAACAUAACUAUCGCUGUGUGUGUUUAGAUACCAUUUAUAAUGCUUUACAGCCUUGUCGCUAGCUUUAGAAGACAUGACUUACUCUGUUCUGUGGCAACUUUGAUGUCGUUCUUAUUGUCUUUUUUUCCUAUGUAGCUGCGGAAUAGAAUCCUUUUUCAAAAUCUGUUUAAAGCGUACUUGGAAGCCAAAUGCUUCUUGUAAAGGUGUUUCUUCAUAGCAGUCAUCAGUGAAAUGAUCACUGUAAAGAGCAGAAUUCAAGGUGGGCGUGCAUCAGUCUCUUGUUCUCUGCACAUGCUUCAUCCAUUGUUGUCUUCCUCUUUUGGAAAACAAAACCAACUUACUAACACUUAUCACUGGAAUACUGUGAACUUCCAGCAGCAACACAAUUUUUUGGCAUGACUACUAUUAGGAUGAAAAACAUGCUGAAGCAAGUCCACCAUCUACCUCCACAAGCGUUUGUUUACUCUGCUUUAGCUUAGAGGUGUCACCCUGAUGUCAUUUGUGGAAAUGAGACUGAACAGCGAAUAGCGAGAGCUAGCUCAAACACAAUAUAUAACAUAUUUAAGCAAAGUUGAUAAAUCACGUCAGUGACCCUUUAAAGAAAAUGUUGAAAAAGGCUUUGUCACGCAAUGUUAAAAUCUCCACUGCAUCCAUUUUAUGGGAAAGUAGUUUUUGUGUAAACAAUCAACAACGAGGAUGGAAAUGUUGCCCUUGGUGGAGGUAACAAAACUCAGACAAGAGUGCAUGUUUAUGGAGGAACAAUCAUUUCCCCCUGCACACUUGCCUAUAUGCCAUUACUCAUGCUUAAAGCGAAAUUGGUUGCCUCACCUUGUCAACAACACUGUCACCUAGAAGACAGGGAGGAGGGAGUGUGCGUGAUCAAUUGGCCCGUGAUUGAUGAGCUGAGUGGACAGGUGGGCUGUCAGCCCGGUCCCUCUCUCGCAAUACAGCAAAUUGUAUGCCGUUGACAUGCAACAAGAAGAUAGAACACGAGCAGUCAUGUGGGAAAAGAUUUCCCUUGUCCGUUUAAUGUGCAGGUGGAAUCGCUGAAGAGGCUGCAACAGAAAGGCUAUAAAACUUCCCCGCCGCCAUCUUGCAGAUUAUCAGGUUUGCCAGCCCCGGAGGGGAAAAUGAGGAAUUCAUCCAAUUUUAGGCCAGCCGUAAUCAAGUUUUAGAGGGUGAUGAAACAAUGGGCUUUGAGACAAUCAGAUAUUACAAACGUGGGUGUGAUCCACGCAUGUCCACCCACCAGGCCUCUGAGCAGAUUAAACUCAUCUGGCUUUGAUUCAUCAGCUUUAGGACACACCACUCAAAACGUCUGUGAUAUUUCAGCCAUCAUGGAAGUGAGUAGAAGUCAUUUUCUCUAUAUAUUCGGGUCUUCCUUCACCCCCUCCCUUUAAGCUUAUUUAUGACCUAUUAACAUCAUGCAGUAACACUUUAUUAUUAGGCAGAAAGCCAACAGGCCUAUUUAUCUUUCACUCUUGAGACUUAUGCUAACUUUCAUACACAUGCAGAGGUUAUCAAAUGUGUUUUUGGUGUCAGAGUGCAGAGGCUCUUUUGGGUGUACUCCCACUCGGCCACUGGUACCGUGUUUUGGUCCACUUCGAUUUUUUUUUCAUCAUUCACAAUCCUUAUGUGAGACCUGAACACACGUCUUUCUUUUUUCUGUGCAUUGUAAAUGUCUAAAAAGUGCUUAAGAGAGGCUGCUAAGAAUGCACGUAAUGGGACGCAGCUAUUCCGCUUAUAAAGCCUUCUGAAAAAAACUCCAAAAAGAGCCAACAAGACUCCAUUUCCAUAAUGUGAGCUGCUUAUUAACCACAUUUUUAUUAUUGUUAUUAACAUUGUUACGCCCAAGAACUACGCUACUGGCGUAGUGACACCUCGCCACACCACAUCUACUAGCCGGCUAGCGACUAGCUUCACUACACACUUGCUCACAAUGCCUCAGGCCACUAGCCAAAGGUAAUGCUACAUAUUGGAGCAGCUGCCACUGCUGUUGUGUUUUUGUUUUUGACGCUAGGUGUAGCGUUCCUUUCUGUUGCUAUGUGAACUCCGCUGAUGCUUAAAAUGACCAAAAUACUGUAAGUAUUACAUGUUGUCAUCAAUGUUAUCUUUUUUUGUGCAUUUUCAAGAUAUAAAAACAGCUAAAAGAGGCAGCUAAUGAAUGCACGUAAUGGGACACACCUAGUCCGCUGAGCAAGGCCGCUAUUAAAACACCUCCAAAAAGCUUCAACAAGGUUGAAUGGUUUUCUAUCCAUGCUGUGAACAUGUAGUAACAGGUACAUUCAUGAUAACAUGUCAUAAGUAGUAUUUUGCCCUGUUUUGAAUAUUGUAUUUUAAUUCCUGGGCACAUUGAUACCACAUAGAAAUAGAGAACGGAAUGACUAAACAAAAACAAAAGCAAAAGCAAAAACAGCUCCAAUAUGUAGCGUUACCUUUGGCUAGUGGCGAGUUCUUGGGCAUAACAAUGUUAAUAAUAAUAAUAGUAACAAUGCAGCUCACAUUACGGAAAUGGAGCCUUCUUGGCGCUUUUUGAAGGUUUUUUUCAGAAGGCUUUAUAAGUGAAAUCGGUGCGUCCCAUUACGUGCAUCCUUAGGUGCCUCUUUUUAUUGUUUUUAUAUCUUUAGAACACACAGAAAAGAGAAAGACUUGUGUUCAUGUAUCACAUUAAGAUUGUGGAUGAUGGGCAAAAUCCCCCCACCAAAAAAGAUCACUGAUCCGUGCCGAAGCACAGCACACUUCCCCUCCUUUGGCAUAUGUGGAAGGGUUGCGGUCAGGGCACGGCACGCAAUGUAGACGAGUCACAAAAUUGCAGUUGUCCUCUACUUAGCUACUUAGAACGUCCUUAAGAUCCAAUAGUGUACAUUCUUGCAAUUUUUCAACUCAUUUUAAAAUUUUUAUCAGAAGUGUAUAAACAGAGCAUCCUGGCCAGCGUUGCUAGAUGCGCUUAUUAUAAGCGACUUUGGGCUUGAUUUUUUGUAAAGUCGCUUGCCAAUUCCCCUCUUGUUUUUGGCUUGUUUUCAGAGAGCUAGUGGCUUCUUUCUUUUGCAAGUCCUGGCAACACCUUUCGUCUGCUAGCGGCUGCACAGACGCAUGACAAAGACUUAUACGAGCCACACUGUGCUGCCAACUAUGUCUCUGUUGAAGUGAUUAUGCACAACACUUACCUGCGAGACACAGCUGUUGCCCUCUAUUCAAUUUAUGACGAGCAUCUUGACCUGGAUGGCUCGCAAUUUGCACAAACAAUACAGAUCGCUGCAGUGUGAUUGGCUUCUUUUUUACAUGACAAAGUACAAACGUUUGGCUUCCUCCAUUCAUAUAUUCAUGUACUUUAUGUCUUUAAUAGUGUGAUAGCAGAAUUAAUAUUUUAGUCAUCUUUUCUUCUCCCAAGUUUAGUCUAAACAGUCUAACAGCCCUCAUAUAUUUCUUCCAGGGUCCCAGCCAGAGGUAUCCUAGUGGUGCCUCGCGGUGGUUCUGAUUUAUUGUUCCUUAUCUGGGGAGAAGAAAUGUCUGUUUUGCAUGAACAGCCUCUGUGUAUGUGCUGACAUGUCCUCAUUAUAUAAGCCUGUGCGUCUUCUUUGUCUCGGGGCACUCUCCAGGAGACAACCACAUUGAAUGUCCUCUCUGCUCGAUUGGCGCCUUCCCAAAGCUUUGGUAAUAAAAUAAAAAGAAAAUUGCCAGAACAAUAGCCACUAACGGUCGACACAGUUGUGUGUUUUUCUCCACAUGAGUGACCGCGCAACAAUUUAGAUCAUAGCUAAAGUUACAUCCACCCAACAUCCACAAUCCAUCGGCCGCUAAAUAGUAUCGGCCGAUUUGCGUGAAAAACGCCUUUCAAAGCCAAUCACAACAACCGAUGAGUGCGGCGGCAAACCCCACGUGUGCUGUGUCACAUAGGGUUGCCAACACCCGUAUUGAGCCAACAAGGGAUGCAGUUUGUCCACGACAAUCAACACUAGUCUGUAAAAACUCAGUGGCUUCAGUUUGACAUGGCCAUCAUUUAUUCAUUAAUUAUAUUUUAAAACCGUGAUAUAGCGAGGGAGCGAUAUAGCAAGGGACGAUUGUAAUUUGAACAAAAGUCAAAACUGACAGUACACUCAUGACUACAUUUGUGUACAUCAUAAAAAUGUGUCAUUUAACUAACUGCGAUCGCGUCUCCGCAAGUAACUAAAGACAGCAGCCACCUUCUGCAAUUGAAAUAAUCAAACUAACUCAAAAUACGACUGGAAAUAAUCCACAAUAUCAGGGAAAUUGCAGAAGUUUCCAAGAGAUGGGACAGGCUAACGGGUGGUAGCACGAAUGCUCAGUGUGGAGGAGGGGGGAAUCGUGGGCAAAUGGCCUAGUGUGCAUACACCCUUCAGUGUGUCAGGAAGGGAGGUGGGAAACUAUCAAUACUCAUGUUUCAGUGGCAGACGUUUUUCAGAGGCAAUCAUGCAUACAGGACCUCGCUCAAUCACGCUCAACUGUCACCAUUACAAUACACCUGAGCUGGUAUUGAUUUGCUAUUACAAUGCCAUCGAUCCAUCUGAAGGGUUAACAUGCCCGGGGACAGUGCAGUGGUCUGUGUCCCGCCAUAUGAUAAAGAGACGUCGAUUCAAUUUCACUGUAAAGUCAAUGAUCAUUGCUCAUUCUGAAAUCAAUACUGAGGUUUAUACGGUCCCGGAGUUAUGAGCUGCCAAAAGGAGCCACAUGAAACCGUGUCUGCAUACCCCCAUUGUGCAGUGUCCACAAACACAGCGGUCAAACAAGACGCCACACAAAUAAGUCAAUUCAUUGUUUGUUUGAAACAAGAUGGCAUCAAAAUAGGAGCCUACACGAGCAAGAUAAUGAAGCACAGACAGGGCGGUGACAGGGCACCAAGCUGCGCCAGAGCCAGUAUAAUUAAUAAUGAAAACAGUGAGAUAAAACUGUAGUAACAGCAGAGCUUGGAAUAUGUGUGAUGCAUCAUCACAGCAGUGGCUUUGACCAAAGAUGAAGAGUUCUUGCUGUCUUACAGACAAUGUGAACCAUAGAAACAAACACAAUUUAAGUUGUUGUUUUUUUUUUUUUUAUACCUUUGGUGCAUGUUAGACUCGCACAUGUCAUGAAUUACAAACAUAUUUCUUCUCCCGAGAAUGUAAAAGUCACUUUGUAAGAUUAGAAGAAGUGUUUGCAUGUCUUUGCAGGCAUGGUGCCCACGCCCCAGGUGUGCGUAUCCACCCUGGUCACGGUGAGCACGAUGGCAGUGGUGGACCUCUACCUGCUGGAGCAGAGCAUGCUGGGGGCUCGUGGGGUCCUAGGUCCUAGCGUGUGGCAGUGCGUGGCUGUGUUGCUAGGUGACCUGGGCUUCUUGCUGGCGCUACGCUUCGUGUCAGCCGGGGUGGUGUCUGAGGCACGGUCGUCGCGGCGGGGCUUUGCCAACGCCCUGUGGUUCCUCUUCCUGUCACUGCUCCAGCUCAAGCUCUUCUUCGUCUGCCACAACUACAGGCAGGAGCGUCGGCCGCCCGACCCGCUUGCCAGAAAGGUUCUGACACUUCUACUGUCCAUCUGCCUGCCCUCGCUGUUUCUGAUCCUCACAGGGGCCGACUACAUGACCCCACAACGCCGGAAACAGGAAGUGCGGGGUCGACUGCUGUGGGUGGUGGUGGACCUUCUGGAUGUGCUAGAUCUGCAGGCUGGCCUGUGGGAGGCCCAAGGAGGGGCUCCGGGGCCUGAACAAAGGUUGCCAAUCUGGGCGGAGGGCUUAGUCUUCUUUUACUGCUAUGCCCUCCUGUUACUACUACCGUGUGUGGCCCUGACAGAACUGGGGGCCACAGGUCUUCCAGGACAGAGGGGGCCCCGUAAGGAGGCCUUGUACCCUUGGCUCAGCCUGGUCACUAUCAACAUCUUCACCCUGGGCCUGAGGGGCGCAGGCAUGCUGUGGUAUAGGGAUCCCCGAGUCUCCACAGUGUUCCUGGGGAAGAACCUGUUGGCGCUGGCUGUGAAGCUGAGUUCAGCCUGGGAGAGACACAAGCAGGAGGGCAGUCCCGGCGGGGCUGGGACGUCAGCUGGAGCCAAACCCACAGAGUCAACAUUGCCGAGCCAGAGCUCGGAGCAGGGAGAGGGCCAGUCUCAAGGGAAAGUCGCCUCCUCUCACUAUCACACGCUAUCUUGCUCUCAAAGCCACACACUCUCCCAUGUCAGCCCAGGGCACACAGAAACACCCUUGGCUCAAUCUUUCAUCUCUCAUGAACUCUAGACUCCCUCACAGGCACAAACAUAAAGUAUGCAUAUCUAUGCACACCCACUGCAAAACCCCCCCAGAGAAGCCAAACAGCUCAGUACGAUGCUGUGAAGUUUGGAUUUGUCCACAUUUUCUUGUACUGCAAACAACUUGGAUCAUGGCGUUUUUGGUGGGUGUUGAAGGAAAACUUGACAUUUUUAAAAUUUUGCCCGUCAUCCACAAUCCUUAUGUGAGACAUGAACACGUUCCCCUUUCCCUUUUCUGUGCAUUCUAAAGCAAGAAAAACAGUUAGCAAGAGGGAGCUAACAAUGAACGUUAGACUACAAAGCCCUCUAAAAAAAAACGCCAACAAGGUUUUAUGUUUUUUUAUCCAUGCAAUAACAGGUACAUUCAUGAUAACAUGGAAUACACUAUUUUGCUGUAUUUUGACCCUUGUAAACAUUACUGGAACUUCUUUCGUGGGCACAUAGAUUUCACCGAGCCAAUACAUGUACGUAAAUAGGAACGAACGCUACCUCCAUCAACAGCAGCAGCAUAGAAAGGGCGUGUCUAUUUGCAGCUACUAAUCAUGGCCGACUCUGUGAGAGCCGCCGCCUGCUUUUGGAUAAAUGAGGAUCCAGAACCUUAUCUUUUUGAGCCUGAAUAUAUGAAGGAUGAGCUACAGGUUUUAGAAGCUGAACGAGCAAAAAGAGGGGGAGAAAACUCAGACCAGACAGGGGGCAAGAGAGUCAGGAUUGGCAUGACUUGAAAUGUGGAGCUUGCGAAGCCAUGCUGACAGAAAUGGAGUGCUACAUACAGUGUUACCAUGGAUGGAAAGGCUUUGUCUAUAUAGUGAGGACACUGCUCCAAGUGACUGCAUCACAACAAACGAAGAGUUGUUAGCACUAACAAACCCUACAGUGGUAGAAACUUUUUUUCCACCAACCCAAAAUCAACUGGAAAAGAUGCCCCACACCAGCUGGACCAGACGGACAACUGUCCAUCUGUUGAUUGUGAUACAUGGAGCACAUAGUGCUUUAUCAUAGCUAUAUACACAGUCCAGCGAGCUGUGCACAAUGUGGGCUAAUACAUUACACAUCAUUCAUCAUUGUUCAUAUACUUGUUCUUGCUUCCAAGCCAGGACAGAUUGGUGUCCUAUCGCAUUGUCACAGUAGUGGCGUGAGGUGCUGCGCCAGAAAAGUAGUUCAUCAAACUAACAAUGUCACUGUAGCUUGGUUUAUAAACAGAUCACAUUAUGUCAAUAGAAGAGAGCUGGCGUUUUUUUUUCUUUUUUUUUUUCCUUCGGGGUUUAUAGUCUAAAUAGGUGUGUCCCAUUACGUGCAUUGUUAGCUCCCACAUGCUAGCUGUUUUUCUCUCUUUAGAAUGUACAGAAAAGGGAAAGACACGUGUGGUCAUGUUUCACAUAAGGAUUGUAGAUGAUGAGCAAAAUUCCAAAAAGAUCAGUUUUCCUUUAACACUGAAUCCACUUUGUAUUAUUCCAAGAAUGUAUGUGUCUGUAUGUUUUAUAGUGCUGGUUGCUCUGCAUAUGUUGUUUUGUCUGUCCCAGUUUUUGAGCUUUUAAUUCUUUUGAAACACUUAUAUGUUAGUAAUCUGAGUCAAGUCAUUGUGUAGGGAUGGGGAAGACCACUGCAAUUAACUUAUUUGUCCAUCUAAAAAAAAAAAAAAAAAAAAAAAACACAU